Molecule: messenger RNA, 549 nt
Organism: Neoarius graeffei (lesser salmon catfish)
Lineage: Eukaryota; Metazoa; Chordata; Actinopteri; Siluriformes; Ariidae
Product: ladderlectin-like
Exons: 8
Coding region: 1-549 (182 amino acids)
Molecular function (GO): signaling receptor activity
Source: RefSeq, a predicted model, not a curated record
AUGAAGGAAUUGGCGGUAAAUAUUCCUGGAUGUUCAGCAAAGUUUCCUGCUCAGCCUGAGCAGAAUCAGAAACUUGCAGAGGAAACUACUGAGCUGGUUGUUGAUAAGUUGGUUGAUGCAGAUAAGGAGGAAGCGCUCAGACAACUACUUGCUGCUGAAGAUAAGUCAGGCUACUGUCGUCCUGGCUGGUUUAGACAUGGAACACGCUGCUUUCUGUUUGUGAGGUCAAGUCAGUCCUGGAACAACGCUGAGACACAGUGUGUAGCUGAACAGGCAAGUUUGGCAUCUGUACACAACCUGGAUGAACAUAGCUUCCUGCAGAAUUUGCUUCAAGUCACGGGCAUAUCGUAUGCUUGGCUUGGUGCCUUCAACAUCCAGGGAACAUGGCGCUGGAUUGACAGAACUAGGUUCUCCUACAGUAACUGGUACUCACUAAGCGGUGCAUCCAGCUACCCGUGUGUUUUCAUGAGGAACAAUGCUGGCUGGUCUAACACUAACUGUGCAAAUGGAUAUCCAUUCUUCUGUUCUACUGACCCAAGCAAAUGCUAA